AUAAGCGCAUCCAGCACCUUCCAUCCCCCCUUCGACCCCAGUCACAUCUCCCCAACAUGAACGGUCCCCCGAUUUCCCAUCCCUAGCCAUAUCACUGCACGAUAUUCCCAUAGGGUCAUCGCGAGUGACCGUCACCCUCGUUACCAUCCGUGAAUCCCUCAGUUACACGCAUAGACGUCAUUGCCGGCGAUCGGCGCAUCUAUCCAACCAGCCGUCCUUUGGAUCAAUUAUUACCACAUAUCUUUGCCGGACAACUAUUUCAUUCCUGUCUUCAUCUUCGUACAAUGCAGCCCUCAGAGGAAACCUCAGAAACCCAGCCCGGUCGGCCAGGCACUCCGCCGCGCCCGCCGUACUCUCCAGUGACGCCCGUCUUUGCGCACCUUGCACCCGUCACCGUUCCAGGCAACGGAGCACCUCACCCCAUUGUUCCCCCAGCGGCGUCGCCUUCGCCAACCACAAACGUGCCACCUUAUGGCUCUGACUUUCCUCCGCCUGCGACAGAGCCCGUCUUUGUGCCGGAGCCAGCCCCAGUGCCGAUCUCAGAAAGCGAGAAUCCGGAUGCCAUUGCUCUACGAUCCGCGCUCUCCAUCCUGCAGCUGCAGAAGCAACAAAGCGUGCGAGAUAUCCAGACUUUGGAGAAGUUUAAACGGGCGGCAGCGGAGGAUCCAGAGGGAUUUGCCGAUGAACUGGUGGCGGGGAAUAUGUCGGCCAAAGAUCCGGGGGGCUUUAUCAAUUUCACCCAAAAUGAUAAGGAUUCGGACGACGGUGAUGCAGAAAUUCCUAGGAAGAGGGUUUUAUCGGGCUUGGGACCGAUGCCCACGCCGCAGAACGUGGUGCGCAUGCCGCCCGUUAACUGGGCCAAAUACCAGAUCGUGGGCGAUCCGUUGGAUAAAAUGCAUGAGGAGCAGCGGGUGCGACCAUUCCCCGGUGAACCGAGACUUAGCUCUCAGAAGGCACCGGAAUAUCUUAUCGCAUCGCCGUUGCGGCCCCUGAUUGACCCUCUGGAGAGCCCGAGCAAGCUCAGAAAAGCCCACAAAAACAGAAAGACUUGAUGAUUAGAAGAUUACCUAAAAAGCUAGUUACAGGCGCUGUCCGUAUGAAGCCCCGUCGAUUCAUAGCACAUUAGCGUCAUUAUCAU
Molecule: messenger RNA, 1138 nt
Organism: Aspergillus sclerotioniger CBS 115572
Lineage: Eukaryota; Fungi; Ascomycota; Eurotiomycetes; Eurotiales; Aspergillaceae
Exons: 1
Coding region: 285-1052 (255 amino acids)
Source: RefSeq, a predicted model, not a curated record